Austrofundulus limnaeus is the source of this 1726-nucleotide messenger RNA. RefSeq names its product transmembrane protein 33 (gene tmem33). The record is from RefSeq and is a predicted model, not a curated record. NCBI's taxonomy places the organism in Eukaryota, Metazoa, Chordata, Actinopteri, Cyprinodontiformes, Rivulidae. The transcript has 8 exons. Gene Ontology annotation, cellular component: endoplasmic reticulum; membrane. Bases 174 to 920 code for a protein of 248 amino acids. Gene Ontology annotation, biological process: endoplasmic reticulum tubular network organization; membrane organization.
UUUCUAACGUUAAGCUUUACUUUUGUAAAUUUCUCMUUCAGGAAUCGUACGGUGGCAUUUUUGUAUAUUUCAUUGUUAGCAAGGCAAUCUAUUACUCAACUAGUUUAGGCCAGAUGAGGUGGAUGUCAGAUGAACAACCGUUUUCUCUUCACAGAACAACUGCACUGUGAAAAAUGGCGGACACUAACCAACAAAACCCUCCUCCUCAGCUGGGGCCUGUGCAAUUUUUAAUGAGCAACAAGCUGGAAACGGCAAUGUGGCUAUCACGUCUUUUCACUGUCUACUGCUCUGUCAUGUUUAUUCUACCAAUCUUGGGACCACAUGCAGCAGCUAACUUCUAUCAGAGAGCCUUGUUAGCCAAUGCACUGACCAGUGCACUUCGCCUGCAUCAGAGGCUUCCACGCUUUCAGCUGAGCAGAGCUUUCUUGGCCCAGGCUCUGCAAGAAGACAGCUGUCACUACCUGCUCUACUCUCUGAUCCUGGUCAACUCCUACCCCAUCACAAUGAGCAUCUUCCCAGUUUUCCUGUUCUCCUUGCUUCACGCGACUACGUACACAAAGAAAGUUCUUGACUCUGUGGGCCCCAACAGCUUGAUGUUUGUGAGGAACCUCCUGGACCGGAUAACAACCAAUCAGCAGAACAUCCUAAAGUUUAUCGCUUGUAAUGAGAUCUUCUUAAUGCCCGCYACUGUUUUCAUGCUCUUCAGUGGCCAGGGAAGCUUGUUGCUGCCUUUUAUUUACUACAGAUUCCUUACUCUCCGUUACACAUCCAGGAGAAACCCAUACUGCCGCACCUUGUUCUAUGAAUUAAGAAUUCUUCUGGAGCACUUCAUCAUGAAGCCUGCCUGUCCUGUGUUUUUGAGGAGGAUGUGCCUCAGCAGUAUCGCCUUCAUCAGCCGCCUCGCCCCCACAGGGGUCUGAUUACUCUAAGAAUUUAUUUUCUUUUGUUUCCUUUUUUUACUUUUUAAGCCAAUUAUGAUGUGACUUAAGACUAUGAAGAGGACAGAUAUUGCCAUGGAUUGAAGAAACCUUCUUUUGAAUGUCAACUUUACAGUCUGAGCUUCAUUUUUGUUCCUGUAUAUUUUGAAGACAAACUGGUAAAGCGCUGAAGUCUCGUAGUGAUAUUUUUUGUUUUUACUGUGACCCACUUGGAACAGUGGGCAUCCUUUCACAUCAUGUUCACUGAAUGGAGCACUGCAGAUAUAAGCUGCUCUGUAACGACAGUUUUUAUUUCUUUUAUGUCAAUAUUUAUUAAUGAAAAUGUUUAUUCUAUAAUAAAUCCACAACAUUUUGAGAUUAUUAAUUUAAUAAAAAUGUGCUAAUACAUGAAUAUGCUUAUUUUUAAAUGCGUAGUUUUGUUUGCAGCGUCUUCUUAUUUGUAUGAAUGCCUAACUUUCAGUGUUUUAUAUCUAUGCCACCUCUAGCUCUUUAAACAUCAUACCUAAUAUGUAGCUAUGUUUUCAAAUGGAUGUUAAACUGAAAAAUAACUGCUGUAUGUAAAGGUACCAGACAUUUUGUUGUAGAAUUCACAUUUGAAAUUAGUAUUUUAAAGCAUGUCAUGUCAUCCCUUUGAAUACUUCAUGGCGUUGUUUAAGGCAGCUUUGAUUGUUUUCCAAUCAUCUUGUGAUGCCUGUUUUGAUUUUGUCUCCACCACGUCUAAAAUGCUUGUUUGCCUAUAGAAACGCCAUGUUUUUAUGAGGAAAAUAAAGUUCUCUUUAAAAAAAAAA